UAUACGACACACAAAAAUCUGCAAUCAUUUAUUUGACUGUAGUGUUAUCUGGCCAUAACAGUAGGCUGUAGGCCAGUAGGCUAUCGCAUGUUCUUCGUCAGCAUAUUACAACUGCACUAAGACGAGUGGAUAAUUUUAAAGUGCAGAAAGGCUACACUGGUUUCAACAUGUCUUCUGAAAGUUUAAAAGUUGAACAUCCUUAUUUGCCCAAGGAGUUAAAAUUGGAUCACUAUGUUAAAAACAGCAAAGACACCAUCGAAAUUUUAGCUACUUUAUCAGGUGUAGCAGCAGUAAUUCUCGUUGUUUCAUGGUACAUCACCGGUUUUCGGACGGAACCUUUUUGCCUCAAGCGCCGGUUAACGCUCUGUUGGUUUAUGCUUUGUGGAUUUAUUCACACUGGACUUGAAGGGUACUUCGCAAUAUACCAUAAAACACUUGCUGGACACUCUACUAUUCUAGGAGAAGCAUGGAAAGAAUACAGUCGUUCUGACAGUAGAUAUCUGAGCUCAGACACAUUUGUUGUAUGCAUGGAAACGAUCACUGCUGUAGUUGACGGUCCCUUGGCCUUUAUUGCAUUUGUAGCUUUUAUGACAGGAAGCAACUACCGCUACGCUUGGCAGCUACUCCUCUCCUUGUUUCAACUGUAUGGGGACGUCCUGUAUUUCGCGACAGAGUUCAAAGAAGGAUUCAUUCAUAGUCCAACUGACGUACCUUUGUAUUUCUACUUUUACUUCAUUUUCCUCAACUCCCUGUGGAUCAUCAUCCCACUGCUGUUGGUUGUAGAUGCCUGCCACCACAUAGCCAACUGCCAACAAGUUUCAGAUUUUAUCAUGAUUAGUACAAUAGAAAAGGUAAAGCUGGCCACCUCCAACAACCAUCAAAAAAUGCAUUAAAUCUAUUUGUAGUUAGUUUUCUAAUCAAUAAGAGAAGAUAGAUUCAACUGUUAUGGUCAGGUUUAUUAUGAUUGUUAGGGUAUCUCAGUAAAAAAAAAAAACUCAAAGUGUUUGUCUGUCUCAUUUUUAGUAAAAUGGCAGAUUUUUGAAUGUUGAUUUUAACUUAUCCCAUCAAAAAAGUCACACUAUUUUGUAAUUUUAUCUAAUUAAUUUUUAGAAACCACAUUGUAUUUUAAUGAAUAAGUGAGUUACUAUCAAAUAUGCUCUUCAUCUACAUAGAAGUUUACAUUGUGUAAGAGAGAGAACACAUAGUUCACAUUGUCUGAUAAGGAUAUUUUUAGAGGCUCAUAAAUGUAGUCAGAGCCUAAGCCGUUAACCAUUGGAUUAAACAUGUUACAGAGUUAGCCUUUUUUUUGCUAUUUCACACAAGAAUUUGUAUUCAUAAUUCAGAUGACCUCACAAUUGUAUUCCUUUUUUUUAAGCUUUGUUAACUGCUUGAUUUUACAAUUUUUAGAAAAGUAACCUAAAUAUAUGAGUUGUUGCCCCUUGGCUUGUCUUUUUAUACAUAUUUAGCUACUGGGUAUUUCACUGUUAUCAAAAUACAAUUACUGCAAUUUAAUACAUAUGUUACAUUUACAAUUAAGCUCCUCCUGUUUAACUUAAUGAAUGAUGUUUCAUUACCAUUACCCUCUUAAAUUAGGCUGUUGCAACAUUUUUCUUUCUUUGUCUUUGACUUCCUUUAAUUAAAAAAAUAACAGUCUUUUAAAAUUUUGUAUAUAUAUGUAACCAUCCACCUUAUUUUUAAUAGCUUGAAGAUCAUUACAGUUCAUAAAGUAUUUAUUUUUAGAUAGUAAAAAAUGAGAUUGUUAAAAAAAUCAGAGUCUUUAUGGCCACCUUACUGUGAGGUCUGUUUAAAAUAUAUAUAGUGUAUGACUUAAUUUUUUUUAUUGAAAUGUCAUGACUUUUAAAAAUUACACUAAAGCUUUUGAACGAUUCCAACACAAAUUUUUUACAAAAGUAAUACUAAUACUUUGGGCUAAAAUUGCAACAGAGCAUAGCCCAUAGUGGAUUAUGGUUGUAGCUUACACAUGAUUCAUAUUGGAUAGCUAAGAAUUGACAUGUAUAAUAGCUGAAAUGUUAUUCAUUUCCACUACAUUUCUUUAACUGUUUCAUUUAUUUUUACCUAUGGCUGUUAUAUUUCAAUGCACUCAAAAUAAGUUCUGGUUGUUAUAGGGCAGAGAGAGGCAGCUGUUAAUUUGCAUAAUGGUAGCUAAAGACAAAUAUAACCAUCUUGUAUAGCUUUUGAUGAUCAAGUUUUAACUUAUAGUGAGUUGGACACAUUGUAUGCUUUUUAAAAUUUUUAACCUGUUCUUAAAUUACUUAAGUGUUUUGUUUUUAGAUUUAAACUUUCUUGGUUUUACAAGUUAAUUUUACUUCUGUUUGUUCAUAUAUAGUUUCCCUUCUAAUUAACAAUAAUCUUAUUAUGUUUGUAUAUAAAUACAUGUGUGUGUUUUAUCUAAUGAAAGCGUGAGCUUUGGUCAAUUAAAUGUAUUUGACAGCUUUUACUUCAAAUAGCUUUGUCCUUCUCGAUUGCACCAAUGACUUUGCAGCUAAAUUUGUUUGCUUGGAAAUGUUAUUUUUUUAUCUUGAACUGAUCAAAUGAUGAUUAAAAGUUAGACUUGUGUUCCAAUGUUG
Molecule: messenger RNA, 2588 nt
Organism: Physella acuta
Lineage: Eukaryota; Metazoa; Mollusca; Gastropoda; Physidae
Product: 3-beta-hydroxysteroid-Delta(8),Delta(7)-isomerase
Biological process (GO): cholesterol biosynthetic process
Cellular component (GO): endoplasmic reticulum; membrane
Molecular function (GO): cholestenol delta-isomerase activity; C-8 sterol isomerase activity; steroid Delta-isomerase activity
Source: RefSeq, a predicted model, not a curated record